AUGAGUUCUCAGACUCGGGAUACCCACGCCACUUCAUCAGGUACUGGUAGUGACCAUGCAGAAGACUUUGUUCAAGUAACUGCUCUACAUGGAACUGGGGGGUUUCAUGCCUAUCAAGCAACGCCGGUGGCGGUCAGUAUGUUGGCUGAGAGCCACUUGAAUCUGUUGAAAGAUGUGAAUACCCUCCGUGAGACUUCGGGUCAAACCCAGCGUGCUCUGAACGAAGCGCAGUCUCGUCUAGCGACGCUGGAAGGCGAACACGCCCGUCUUUAG
Messenger RNA from Peronospora matthiolae, 273 nucleotides. The record is from the annotation of a GenBank genome assembly. Lineage: Eukaryota; Oomycota; Peronosporomycetes; Peronosporales; Peronosporaceae.